AUAAGCUAAAGUCUGAUAAAAUUAUGCUCUUCCUGGUUUCACGGGGCUCGCAUUGCCAGGCAGUAGUGAGUCAGUGAGCUCGAGAUUGUCGACAGCUUGAACACCCCGGAAGACGCUUCUGGACGUGCGCUGAUAGUGGUGCGUAUAACGCUUUGUGCUUGCUGUUCAUUGAUUUACACGAUUCAAUUCCAUUCGAUCUCCGACCGAAAAGCCCAACGAAAGUGUGAUCAUCAAGCGGGGAACUAGCUUGGUUGGAAAGAUUGUUGGAUUCCUGAAUGGUGAGAAGGAAAGAUCAUGCGUAAAGUGCGAUAAUUUGCUCUCCCGUGUUGGUGUGUAUCGAAAAUUAGUGGCCAGGAAAAAAAUACCGGAAAAACGUAUCCCUGCUUCUCGGCUGGGAAUCGACCGCUGCGUCGGUUGGUGUGGUGUGGCGAGGAAAAAUGAAAAGGAAAACUUCGAUUGGGCUUUAAUUGAAAGUUUGUGUGCUGCCGUGUGAUGAGCGAUGGUCCGUGUGUGCCGAGCACUAUCUUCCAGUACAAACAACACAUCCCCGGCCUAGACGCGACCAAUUUCAUCAUAUCAUCUUCCAGCAUCAUCGGCUGUGAAGAUCGUCUGUUUGCCUGCACGAAACACUCCUCCAACUCGCUGGGUUCCAGAAUAGCCAGGCCCACUAUCAGAAGAUUUGUCCCGCCGAGCGGAAGCCCGCGGUCCGGGCCCGUAGUUCUGUGGUGUGGUGCAUUGUUGUGAAAGUGUGGAAUAGGAAACCGAACGGAAGAGAUCAGAAACAGGAAAAGGGGGCAGAACGGGAGAGCUCAGGCGCGCACUGCAUGAAAGGAAACCAUCAACACGAUCGCGCCUGUCCCGAUCCCGCACUGGAAAACAUGAUCCGGCCCGAGCUGCUACUGUUUAUGUUGAUCGGCUGCAGCAGCACGAUUAUGCUGCUGCCCGGUGCUGCUGCGGAACAUCAUAACAUGUCACACACGAAAGACUGUGUACGCUUUCACGAGCAAUGUGUCCGCUGCACCGAAUCCGGCUGUAUCAAGUGUGCGGAAGUGCUGCGCAUCGAUACCGGCGAAUGCCUAUCGGAAUGUCCGUCCGGGUACGGUGCGCAGUGGUCAACCAGCAGCGAGUACAUGGGGCUUUCCGGUGAGGCUCUUCAGGUGGACGCAUCGUAGUUUUUAUUAGUUGGACAAAAGUUUUCUCCAUCUUCCAACGAAAAUGAAAAUCUGGAAGGAUGUAUUCACCGGGGACGAAAUGUUCUCCGACACGUACAAGGUGAAGCUGGUGGACGAUGUGAUGUACGAGGUGUACGGAAAGCACGUCUCCCGCACCUUGGGCGAUGUGCAGCUGGAUGGUGCCAACCCGUCCGCUGAGGAGGCCGAAGAAGGAACGGAGUCGGCCACCGAAACUGGUGUUGAUAUCGUCCUGAACCACCGUCUGGUCGAGACCGGAUUUUCUGACAAGAAGCAGUUCACCACCUACCUGAAGGACUACAUGAAGAAGCUCGUCACCCGGCUGGAAGAGAAAUCGCCCGGCGAGGUGGAAGUCUUCAAGACGAACAUCAACAAAGUGAUGAAGGAUCUGCUCGGUCGCUUCAAGGACCUGCAGUUCUUUACCGGUGAAUCGAUGGACUGCGAAGGUCUGAUCGCCAUGCUGGAGUACCGUGAUAUCGAUGGCGAAUCCGUGCCAAUUCUGCUCUGCUUCAAGCACGGUCUGGAGGAAGAGAAGUUCUAAGUGUGUGCGGUUUCGUGUUCUAGGCUGAUCGCAGGCAUCGUCGUUUAUAUAUUUUCAAUUUCUAUUUGAUUUAUAAGCUUUCAUUGACACACCCCCCGGUAAACAGCAUCCUGUAAAAGAAGACUAAAUGACCAAACAGCAGGGAGCGCGUUAUUUAUAAUGUGCGUGUGCCGCGUUUUUCGCGACGUGCGUAAGGUUUAGAGAACAAUUGUAAAAGUGAAGGUGAGGUCAAGUUUGAGACUUUUAGGAAAUUACCGCCAGCAUUUAAUUAUCGGCUAGGAAGGAGGAGCAGGAUGUACCGUUAGAUGUGACAUUUCCAAACAAGAUGCGGAUGAAAACUCGGUGCGAAAUCGCUAUCUACAAUCAUUUACAAUUGUGCGUGACUUACCAAUACUCACCAAAAGCUUGCAGUUACGUUAUCAACUAUUUUUCGGUAGCACGGUACAACAGAAAACACGCGCGGCGGCAGGCAACCAGACAGGGAACAUCAGUAGACGGGCGCGCGCGCGCGUGCGUUUGGUAACAGAGACCAUACCAGCAGCAUGGCAUCAGGACUUUUUUGGAAGGUGGAGAAAAACCAACAACGAUUAUCUUCUGUCCUGCAAGAUUUUAAAGCUUCCUUGCAACAUCAAAAUCAAGCAUGAAAACUGAACAUCAAAUAAAGAAGAAAACAUCAAUCGUAACAACUGAAAACGAA
This is a messenger RNA of Anopheles stephensi (Asian malaria mosquito), 2428 nucleotides long. RefSeq names its product translationally-controlled tumor protein homolog (gene Tctp). The record is from RefSeq and is a predicted model, not a curated record. Gene Ontology annotation, molecular function: calcium ion binding. Lineage: Eukaryota; Metazoa; Arthropoda; Insecta; Diptera; Culicidae. The coding region runs from base 1216 to 1731 and encodes 171 amino acids. Gene Ontology annotation, cellular component: cytoplasm. The transcript has 5 exons.